UCCAAUGUAAGGAGAGUGUAGCUGUCAACCCCCAGAAAAGCAAAAGUGCAAAGGAGAAAGAGGACGACUAGGAGGAUGAACCAAAGAGAAAUAAGAGGAUGAACAACAGAGACAGUGAGAGAGAGGAUGGCACCAAGCAAGGAAUAACUCUGACCAAUUAUAAUUGAAGCCAUCAAUCUAUUUGCCUUUGGUUUUCUGCUACAAUAGUGCAUCGUAAAAGGUUCACAUUUGACCACGCUUUCGAACGACGUCGAAGGCUCAAUAAAUCUCCUCCCUGCCUCGCCCCCCCUCUCCUCCAAACCUAAGCCUACAAGAGGCUUUGGCCAUUGCGUCCACCUUCGUUACACCACACAACAUCUUUCUUCCUCGCUUCUUCUUCUCCUCUCCUGUUUGCUUUUGAGGCAGUAGAAUGAAUUUCCUGUCGGUUGAUCAGAUAUCUGAGUUCCAAGAGGCCUUCUGCCUCUUUGACAAGGAUGGAGACGGCUGCAUUACCAUCGACGAAUUAGCCACUGUAAUCGGAUCAUUGGGUCAGAACCCGACUGAAGAAGAGCUGAAAGAUAUGAUCAUGGAGGUUGACAUCAACGGCAAUGGCACCAUAGAAUUCACAGAGUUUCUGAACUUGAUGGCUCGAAAGAUGAAGGAGACUGAUGCUGAAGAGGAAUUAAGAGAAGCUUUUAAGGUGUUUGACAAAGACCAGAAUGGAUACAUCUCAGCCAGUGAGUUGAGGAAUGUGAUGCUCAACCUUGGGGAGAAGAUAACAGAUGAGGAGGUCCUCCAAAUGAUCAAGGAAGCUGACACCGAUGGUGAUGGACAAGUGAACUUCGAGGAGUUCUCCAGGAUGAUGAUGGCUGUCUGAGCUUGUGAUGUGCAGAGCAUCUAAUCCAUAAACUCAAAAUGAGAAGUUUGGCUUUGUUUUUUUGUUCUUUCUGGUGUCAGCGUAAAAUACUUGGUUGUUUUUUCUUCUAUUUCAACACAUUCUUGAUGAUCUUCUUGUUGGUUAACAUGGAAUUGCAGAAGA
Messenger RNA from Musa acuminata AAA Group (dessert banana), 1018 nucleotides. RefSeq names its product calmodulin-like protein 11. The record is from RefSeq and is a predicted model, not a curated record. The transcript is spliced from 4 exons. Gene Ontology annotation, molecular function: calcium ion binding; enzyme regulator activity. The coding region runs from base 410 to 856 and encodes 148 amino acids. Lineage: Eukaryota; Viridiplantae; Streptophyta; Magnoliopsida; Zingiberales; Musaceae.